CAACAAUGAUGAUUGUGUAGAUCUACAACGUGUAGAAAGUGAACUUUUUACAAUUUUUAGUUUGCGCUGCAAAGCCUGAGUCUGUACUGACUGCACAGCCAGUCAAAGUCAUCAUACUGAUUCAUAGCCUAUCGAAUCGAAGUGCAGUUUUCAGGACCCUCCACCGCAUUUUGGAGUGCUCUAUGCUGCGGUCGUAGAUCUACACCCACGCCACACUACGGUCCGGGCCUACGCAGGCACACUACGACGAGUGUGAUUUUCCAGGCAAGUAGUCUUGAGUUACGGUGGUCAAACGAGCGCAUCUGUGUGUGUGCAUAUGGGUGACGGAACUGAAAUACUCUACCGGAUCGUUCCGCCGACUGGUUUUCAGCCUGGCCCUCUGGCCUUUUCGCCAUCUUGCGAAACGUAAACUGUGAACGGAGUGUCGGAUUCACUAGCGGGAGCUGCUGUGGAAAUAGCAGAAGUGCGCGCUGUCCGGAAGCGGAAUUAGGAGUGUCCGGAUCGUCCGAGCGCAGGCCGAGAUAUUGCCCGUGACGACGGUGGACGGAAAGGACGGCGACGGCCAGCCGAACGUCUGGAGGCUCGGUAGAGUUUGCCUUGUCACUGUGGCCGUAGCGUGCCAUGAAGGAGUGUCGGGUGGUGCUCAUGGGAUGUGGCGGCGUGGGCAAGAGUGCGCUGGCGAUACGCUUCGCAACCGGCGAGUUCGUGGCAAGCUACGACCCGACGAUCGAAGACUUCUAUCGACAUCCGAUUGCGGUUGACGGUCUGGGCACGGUCUCCAUGGAGAUCCUGGACACGGCCGGCACGGGUCAGCAUUACAACAACAACCGGCACCUGUACAUCACUUCGGGUCACGUGUUCGCGCUUGUCUACAGCGUGGCGUCGCGCGAAUCGCUAGACAGCCUGCAGGAGAUCUACCGCGACGUGGUGCGUCUGCGCCGUUCCUCCGGCACGCCCAUCAUCAUCGUCGGCACCAAGUGCGACGUCGGCCUUGAGCAGCGGCAGGUUGCCGUUGACGACGUGCGGCAGCUGGUGCGCAAGUCCUGGGGCGUCAGCCGUCGCAACGUGCCCAUCGUCAUGGAGACGAGCGCCAAGGAGGGCAAGAACGUCAACGAGCUGUUCGGCCACAUGGCGCGCCUCUCGCUGGUUGCCAUGGUGAGAACGCUGGCGACUCGGUCGAAAAGCAUGCCGCAGCCGUUGGGAACGCCGGAAAAGCAGAGCAAGCGAAACUCGGCACCUGUCGGCGGCCUUGCGGCGGUGGCGUCUCCAAGACAUUCGCUUCUGUCCACGGGCCCGUCCACGGCCCUAAUGGGACUGGGCACGUUCUCUCCACCGGUGUCGCGUGGCGGUACGCUGACUGCGAUUCACGUGGGAUCACCGGGCACAAGCAAAACGCAUACGUUGCGAUCGACACGAUCGACAAGAUCCACGUGGCAGAAAACUCUCUGCACCAUCUUGUGAGAUCGGAGUGUGCCAGUGCUUCGAGAUCUCCGUGAAUUGGUGUCUCGUUAGAAAUGCACGCACGCCGACAUGUCGAGUGAACACCGUAAUUGAUGUCCUGAUGUCUUCAAGCGCUAGGUGGCAUCCAACAGCUAACUUGACCUUUCGUGAGUGACUGCUGGUAACCAUGGUGCGGUGAGACUAGUUCAUGCUACUACUGAGUAAGGCUGGUUCCGUUUGUUCAGUAUGCUGUCGUCUCCUAGUGGUCCAGCGCUGUUUUGUGCAUUCUGCAUGGAUUGCUAGCGCUGCUGGCUGCAUCCGCUCAAGGAGCUCCAUGCUGUGUUUGCCGAAUAAUGGCCGUGUUGUCAAUAGACUGUUACAAGAUCAUUCUCAUAACACAAUCUCUCCAGGCUGCUACAGCAUCACUAAGGCAUCGGCAGUCGGGUUACCGCCAAUCCCAGGCCAUUGCAAUGUCAGCAAGACAUCGUCAGCCGACUUCCUGAUUCAGUUCGUCCAGCGAUGCAUUCCAUGAUGUUCAGACUAGACACCACACUAACCCCCUGCGUCAUGUGACCCAAGGUCACUUUGGGCCAAGUCUAUUCUCCUUCACCUGGCAUGUGAACGAACUGCUCGUCCGCUUGAUCUAGUUUACCACCACAUCAUCAACUGUAUAUAAUUUUCUCGCUACUAUCUUUAUCAUACUCUCACUGACGAAACGUCCUGGGAUUACUGAGCCGGUCUUAUGUUGGAUAGUCGUAUGCUCACCACUUGAUAAUAUUCUAACCAUUUGAUCGGGUGUGGACUGCUGGAUCCACAGGGCGUAAAUUUUAAACAGUCCUAUACUGGGCAUUAUGCGUAUCUAGUCGAUACGGGUCGUUGAGCUAGCACGAUAGUGAGCGUGAUCCUAGAGUGCACGAAUGCAUCUCGUUUCUCAUUCAUUAUAGCUGAUAAUUAUUGUCUUCAUUGCGCAAGAAUCCGUCUUCUCUAGAAAUAACUCAUUUAGUUGAUCUUUGCCUGCAUUUAUAACUAUUGAACAUUUUGGAACUUGACCCAUCUCAUGGUUUAAGUUAAGUAUCAGUCAAUUCUAUGAGAUCCACGAUGAUAUCCCACACUGGUUGUCGUUCUAAGGGAGCUGGGUACGGUGUA
Molecule: messenger RNA, 2586 nt
Organism: Sycon ciliatum
Lineage: Eukaryota; Metazoa; Porifera; Calcarea; Leucosolenida; Sycettidae
Product: ras-related protein Rap-2a-like
Exons: 2
Coding region: 622-1461 (279 amino acids)
Biological process (GO): Rap protein signal transduction; negative regulation of cell migration
Cellular component (GO): plasma membrane
Molecular function (GO): GTPase activity; GTP binding; GDP binding
Source: RefSeq, a predicted model, not a curated record